Messenger RNA from Danio aesculapii, 2604 nucleotides. RefSeq names its product acylamino-acid-releasing enzyme-like. Gene Ontology annotation, biological process: proteolysis. The transcript is spliced from 23 exons. Lineage: Eukaryota; Metazoa; Chordata; Actinopteri; Cypriniformes; Danionidae. The record is from RefSeq and is a predicted model, not a curated record. Gene Ontology annotation, molecular function: serine-type endopeptidase activity.
AUGGUGCCCUGGGCGAUCGCCCAUGUUGGCAUGCCUAAAUCCGCCACUGCACAUUGGAAAACCAACAUGUGUGUCCGAGAAUGCCGGGCGAUGUGCACUCAUCCCACAGCUGAGCUUCCAAUAUUUCAGGAGGAAACCCUCACCUAUAGUCAAAAUUUGGGUGCUGGCCAAAGUCUGUUCACUGCUGCUGAACGCGCACAACUCUGUCUCUCUCCGUCUGUGUGUGUGGGUGUCUCUCUCUCUCUCUCUCUGCGUGUGCGCGCGCUGCUGCUGUAGGUGCUCCGGGAACCGGUGGAGAUCGCUCAGCUGUACCGGGAUCAGUGCCGUUUCCCCGGCUUGUGUCGUGCUGAUGUGGGUCCGGUGCUCACCUCACGACAUGGCGGACAUUACAGCAACAUCUACACAGAGUGGACUCAGCGGGAUCUGGAGAGGAACGAGAGUGUGAAGUUUUGUCGGCAGUACAUUGUGUUUCACGAUGACAAAUCGGUGGUUUAUUCCAGGCCCUCGGGAAACUGCACUGAGAUCAAGGGAGAGCUGCUCAGUGUGGAUUCUCUAUCUGGUGAAAUGAAGGCUGUGCUGAGAGAAAACACCAUUGAAGGAGGAGAAAAGCAGUUCCUGGAGAUCUGGCACAAGAACAGAAAACUGAAGUGCCUUAAUCUGACCACCCUCAACAAACACGGCAAAGUCUAUGAAGACGAUCAGUUUGGCUGUUUGGUCUGGUCUCAUUCGGAGACGCACCUCCUCUACAUCGCAGAGAAGAAACGGCCAAAGACUGAAUCCUACUUCCAGCAGCGGUCGGAGACCAGCGAGACCCCCGAUGAAGAGGAGCCCAUCAAGACUGACAAGAAGGAGGAAAUCAUCCCGGGUCAUCAGUUUGAGUAUUAUGAGGACUGGGGUGAAGCUCUGGUCAGUAAGAGCAGUCCAGUGCUGUGUGUUCUGGACAUUAAGGGCAGCAACAUCACUGUGCUGGAGGGAAUCCCGGCCGCCAUCUCUCCAGGACAGGCGUUCUGGGCUCCUGCUGACACCGGUCUGCUGUUUGUGGGCUGGUGGCACGAGCCCUUCAGACUGGGACUCAAAUCCUGCGGCAACAGAAGGUCGUCUCUGUUUUAUGUGGAUCUGGCCAGCGGGAAAUGCGAUCAGCUCUCCAGUGACUCCAGCUCUGUAUGUUCUCCUCGUCUGAGUCCUGAUCACUGCAGGAUUGUAUAUCUGGAGUCGGGCGUCUCCUGUGCACAUCUGCAGUGCAGCCGACUCUGCGUGUUCGACUGGUACACCAAACAGACCAGCGUUGUGGUUGAUGUGGUGCAGAGAGCCAGAGAUGAUGGUUUCACUGGGAUCUACAGCUCUCUGUUGUCUCCUCGCUGCUGGUCUGCUGAUAGUGAGCGUGUGCUGUUCUGCAGCGCUCAGAGGAGCCGGAAGGAACUGUUUGUUGUUGACACCUCAAGCCAUGAAAUCACGCGUCUCACGUCUCAAUCUCAGGAGGGAAGCUGGAAUCUGUUGAACAUCCACAGAGAUCUGAUAGCCAUCAGCUGCUCUUCACCAAACUCUCCUCCAGACCUGCGGGUUGGCUUUCUGCCAGCGAAAGGCUCUGAAAGCAAGAUUUCCUGGGUCACAUUAGAGGAAACUCAAUCUCAGAGUGACAUCAGCUGGCAGACGCUCAACUUCAGCCCACCGCCCGAGCAGGACAACACACAAUACCCGGGUUUGGACUUUGAUGGUGUUCUGCUGAAGCCAAAGGACACACCAGCUGACGGCAAACUACCUCUCAUCGUCAUGCCACACGGCGGGCCUCACUCGGUGCUGGUGUCGGAGUGGAUCUUGUCGACUGCAGUUCUGUGUAAGAUGGGCUUCAGUGUUCUGCUGGUGAACUACAGAGGCUCGCUUGGCUUCGGUCAGGAUAAUAUCUUCUCCUUACCAGGAAACAUCGGCACUCAGGAUGUAAAAGACGUGCAGUUUGCGGUGGACAGUGUUUUGAAGCGAGGCGGCUUUGAUGAGCAGAAAGUCGCUGUGAUUGGAGGAUCUUACGGUGGAUUUCUGGCUUGUCAUCUGAUUGGACAAUAUCCCGGGUUUUACAAGGCGUGUGUGGCACGAAAUCCAGUCACCAAUCUGGCAUCCAUGUUGGGGGGCACAGACAUCCCAGACUGGUGUACGAUGGAAGCUGGAUAUGACUAUAAACCAGAUGUUUAUCUUGAACCUGCAGUUCUGGAGCAGAUGCUGAUCAAGUCACCCAUAAAACACGUUGCCAAGGUGAAGACUCCGGUGCUUCUGCUGCUGGGUGAAGAUGACAAGCGAGUCCCUAAUAAACAGGGCAUUGAAUAUUACAGAGCUCUGAAGAGCCUGCAGGUCCCCGUAAGAGUGUUGUGGUACCCAGGCAAUAAUCACUCUCUGUCCAAAGUGGACGCAGAAUCAGACGGGUUCAUGAACGGCGCUCUGUGGAUGAUCCAGCACCUUUCUCUGUGACAUCACUUCCUCUAACCAGCGCUUAACCAAGUGAUUUUUAGCUUCUCUUUUUUAUUGAUUAAUAACUGCAUCUGUGCUUCAGAAUCUGUGUUGAACAGAAACACUGGAGGAUUUUCAGAGCUUCAUGUGUUGUAAAUGAUGAAAUGC